This is a messenger RNA of Coregonus clupeaformis (lake whitefish), 2425 nucleotides long. Its product is annotated as inactive phospholipase D5-like. The record is from RefSeq and is a predicted model, not a curated record. Gene Ontology annotation, molecular function: catalytic activity. The transcript is spliced from 11 exons. Lineage: Eukaryota; Metazoa; Chordata; Actinopteri; Salmoniformes; Salmonidae. The coding region runs from base 387 to 1757 and encodes 456 amino acids.
AAGAGGGGGUGGAUCAUGAAGGGUAGGAGGGGUGAGGAGAAUGGACCAUCUAUCUAUCACAAUCUCUCCAUCUGUGUUUCCAACUAAAGGGUGGAGAAGUGUGAGGAAGAAAUACAGAAGUGGAGAGAGGGCGAGAGGGAGAGAGAAGGAGAGGUGGGAAAUAGAGCGAGCGGGGAGAGAUUGAUAUAAUCAUGUCAGGACUCAGUAGCUUCCUGUUUCUACACUCUACAUUAUACUUUUCAUUUGGACGCUGUCCAGCCAACAGGAAUAGCAGCGUGUGAGGGGACAGCUUCCCCUGCCCUAUAGGAAACAGAGAGAGUGCGGCUCCUGCCCAGAAAACACACACACGUGCGCUGCGGAGAGGUCUGUCGACGCAGGGAUGCACCAUGAAGUCUCAGCAGAAAUGUAUCGUAAUCUUUGCGUUGGUGUGCUGUUUCGCCAUCCUGGUGGCCUUGAUAUUCUCAGCGGUGGAUGUCUGGGGAGAGGAUGAAGACGGUAUAACGGAGGAGAACUGUAACAAGAACUGCAGGGUAGUGCUUGUGGAGAAUAUUCCAGAAGAUGUUACCUUCUCUGAGAAUGGUACGGCCCACCUCCCCCUCUCUGCUGGGCUGCACAGCCUGUUGGACAUGGCCGUGGCUGGUCACUCUGUGGAGAUUGUGUCACCUCAAUGGAACCUGAACUCCUCCGACUAUGAAUCCAGCUUCCUACAAUCUUCUAGGCAGGGUCAGGCUUUGCUGCAAAGACUGCAGGGUCUGAAGAAGAAGGGAAUCAAUUUGAAGAUCGCCAGUGGAAUGAUCAACUCUGUAGAGCUCAAGAGCCUGUCUCGUCACAGUGAGGUACACUACAUUAACAUGACAGCCCUGACCAAAGGCUUUCUGCACUCUUCUUUCUGGGUGGUGGACAGGCAGCACAUCUACAUCGGCAGCGCCACCAUGGACUGGCGAUCACUGUCCACGAUGAAAGAACUGGGCAUCAUCGUCUACAACUGUAGUUGCCUGGCACUGGACCUGCACAGGGUAUUCAACCUCUACUGGCAGCUGCAGUAUAAGGACUUUAUACCGUCCUUCUGGUCCAAGAGGCUGAGCGCCUUGUGGAACAAAGAUGAGAACCUUCCGCUUCUCUUCAACAACACCAAGGCUGAGGUCUUUGUCUCUAGCUCUCCAGAUGUCUUCUGCCCUAAAGACAGGACCAGAGACCUUGACGCCAUAUCCUACGUGAUCCAAAAGGCCAAGAAGUUCAUCUACAUAUCCAUUACAGACUACCUGCCUCUCACUAUCAGGAAUGCUCACAGAUACUGGUCACGUAUAGACGGGAUGCUUCGGGAGGCCUUGAUCCUGAGGAACAUCGAAGUGCGUCUGUUAGUAAGCUGCUGGGAGCAAACGCAUCCCCUGACCUUUAACUUUGUGUGGUCCCUGAAGACCCUGUGUAUGGAGCUGGCCAACUGUUCAAUGGAGGCUAAGUUCUUCAGCCCCAGAGAGCAGAGAGAUGGCACGCUACAGGGAAUCAACCAUAACAGAUUCAUGGUGACAGACAGUGCUGUGUACAUAGGCAACUUUGACUGGGUGGGGAAUGAGUUUACGUUCAACGCUGGAGCAGGCAUCGUGAUCAAUCAGGCGGAGGGGGUGAAGGAGAAGAACUCAACGUUGGUGGAACAGGUUGGAGCUGCAUGGACAGUAGUGUGGAGAUAUCCUAUACAAAUCUAUCCUCCAAAAGGUGUUUACCUGGUGUGCAGCAUGCCUCCAGCCUCGACCAAAUGAACGGGGGCCAUCUGUCUGUUGGACCACAUCUGAUCAAAUGAAGUGAAUGGGAAAGAAGAAUGCCAGAAACAUGACCUCAUCUGACUCCUAAGCUAAUGACAUCUAUUGGAUGUUUAUUGUUGCAGAGUACAGACAAUUAUGCCCCAUUGGCAUCCAUCUAUUUUGGUAUCACGUCUAAAAUCCUGUUUUGGUCUAAACCAGAAUGUAUACUUGAUUAUGUUUAAUAUCAUCAUGACCAGGGUUGAUCUCAGAAUCUUUACUCAAUUUCCAGCAUCCAAUUUUAAGUAAAAGUUGCAUUGUCUUCUAUUCUGUAUAUUUUCUUCGUUGGAAACAUUCAAAAGGGUAGAACUAGAUAUUUAACUUUUAAUAGAGAUUUAGGGCUGUUAUGUUUCUAACAUGAUCAAAUAAUGUAUCUAUUAUUAAUUAUUUGUCAAAUGUACAUUUCUGUACUCAAAAGGUGAGUGCCUUGCUUCCUGGAUAGUAUUGAAAACCACCACUAGAAAAACAAAAUGUCCCUGGACUAUACUAUACCAACUGCCGAGGUCAAUAGCAUACUAACAUUGGAAGUAGCUGAACUGCCCUUUAAGGUCUAAGGCAGAGAUGGGCAACUGGCGGGCCCCCUUUUGUAGGCCCACGGAUCAAUUUUUAAAUAAUUUUUUUAAAACUCU